Molecule: messenger RNA, 2123 nt
Organism: Oncorhynchus keta (chum salmon)
Lineage: Eukaryota; Metazoa; Chordata; Actinopteri; Salmoniformes; Salmonidae
Product: probable G-protein coupled receptor 82
Exons: 5
Coding region: 47-1492 (481 amino acids)
Biological process (GO): G protein-coupled receptor signaling pathway
Cellular component (GO): membrane
Molecular function (GO): G protein-coupled receptor activity
Source: RefSeq, a predicted model, not a curated record
CCCAGACAUCUGAAAAUAACUCACAUCGUGAACCAACCCACAUCGCAUGCAUUCAAACAUAGACACACACAUACACUCUCUUGCGUUCUGUUCUCUUUCUCACACACUUCCCCUAUUAAAAGCUCAGGGGACAAACAGGAUAUUUUAUGCUCUACAUACACCUUUCAUACCAACAUAUCUUACAAUUCACUACCUCGUAAAUAUAUAUAUCAUUGAUCUCUGUACUUCUGACAGAUCAAUGGAGAACACAUCUCAACCCUUCCCACCUGUGUCUAACACCUUCUGCCUCAAUCGCUCCUCCUUCUCUGCCAUAACCCCCUUCCCUGUCUCCCCCCUCUGCCCCUCCUUCACCACCCGCUUCAUCCUCCCCUCCCUCUAUGUCCUCCUCUUCCUUACGGGUCUCCCGGGCAACGCUCUCUCUAUCUGGGUGUUCCUGAGGAGUAUUCCCACCCAGACCUCCACCCAUGUCUACCUGUUCCACCUGGGCAUGUCCAACCUGUGCCUCUCCCUCACCACCCCCUUCCUGGCCGCCUACUACUCACAGGGUCCAGGUUGGCCGGCCUGGAGCCCCCUGUGCCAGCUGGUCCUCCAUGGGGUCACCCCCAUUCAGCAGAUCAACAUCUACAUCAGUGUCUUUAUCCUGACCUGGGUGGCGCUCAGCCGCUUUGCCACCCUCAUCCAGCACACCCACGCAAGCCGCCCCAGCACCUGCACCACCCUGCUACCCCAUGCCUUCUUCACCAGGCUGAGACGGGUGAGGUUCGCCAAGGCCGUGUGCGCCUGUAUCUGGGGGAUGGUGGUGUUUGCCACAGUACCCGUGACAGUUUACUAUUCAGUGAAGGAGACGAAGGUGGAUGUAGGGAGUGAGGAUGGAGAGAGAGGAGGACGGGGUGAGGAGGAGGGGGGGAGGGUGUGUUACAGUGCGGCAAUGGAGAUGGGGGGAAGCCUGUCAAGGGGGGCGAAUGUGGUGUCCAUUGUGAUCUUCUUCAUGUGUUUCCUGCUGGUGCUGAUGUCGUAUGUGGCGGUGGCGAGGCAUAUAUGGAGGUCGCGUCAGUGUGCCGUUGUCAAUGGUUCCCAGAGGCUGCUGGGUAGAGUGUUCCGGAACAUCGUGGUGAUCCAGGUGGUUCUGAUAGUGUGCAUGUUGCCUUACCACAUCUUCAAGUCCAUCUUUAUCUCCAUAGUCCAGCACCAAGCUGACCCAGCCACCACCAUUAGGGGGCCCUGCCAUCCUCUCUCUGCCAUUGUUGAGGUCAAGAACUUCCUGCUUUGUCUCACCACGCUGAGGAGUUCGGUCGACCCGGUGAUGUACUUCUUGUUGGACAAGACCUUCCACAGACGUGUCAUGUUACUGCUUAGGCUCCACCCACAGAAUUCCAGCAGCCAAUCAUUCGGUGGGGCCACCACGCAGGCCACCACCAGAGCCAAUCCAAUUGGUGGGAGGUUGGAGGUGACUGUGUGUCUCAGGGGUCAUGGAAAGAGUCACACUCUGUGAACUGGAGUCAGUGCAGUGCUCUGUAAAGAUUGUUUAGGAUUUUGCUAUUUUACAUUGACCACUUCCAUCACCUCAUUCCUUUAUUGACCAGGAGAAGUGAGUCCAAUACUUUUACCAUGUGGUGCUGUUUUUUUACUCCUGCUAUAUUUAAAGAGCACGUUGUAUAUUUAUGAGCGAGAGGGAGAAGGAAUGUGUAACUGAUAUGUACACGACUGUUGGGAUCACUUAGAAAUGUCCUUGUUUUUGAAAGAAAAUCAUUUUUUUUUGUCCAUUAAAAUAACAUCAAAUUGAUCAGAAAUGCAGUGUAGACAUUGUUAAUGUUGUAAAUGACUAUUGUAGCUGGAAACGGCAGAUUUUAUAUGGAAUAUCUACAUAGGCGUACAGAGGCCCAUUAUCAGCAACCAUCACUCCAGUGUUCCAAUGGCACGUUGUGUUAGCUAAUCCAAGUUUAUAAUUUUAAAAGGCUAAUUGAUCAUUAGAAAGCUAUUUUGCAAUUAUGUUUGCACACCUGAAAUCUGUUGUUCUGAUUAAAGAAGCAAUAAAACUGUCCAUCUUUAGACUAGUUGAGUAUCUGGAGCAUCAGUAUUUGUGGGUUUGAUUAAAGGCUCAAAAUGGCCAGAAAGAAAUCAUU